UUUUAUCACUUUUCAUACCACACUGUCAUGGCUGCCUAUUCUGUAAAAAUACUCUUCUGUAUGGACUUGUUUAACAACUUAACAGUUUAUAUAGUUUCACAUUGUUUAUCUUCCAAAGUGAUGAACAGAUGUGAUGAUCCUUUUUUGUUUUGGUAAGGCUUAAAUAUGUUGGAGAUGCUGCUCUCAUGGAGUAUUUAGUUCAUACUUUGGGGAGGAUUUGCUUUUAUAAACCUUUAAUACAAACAGACAUGCAAUGAAACCAUGAAAGUCUAUUCUCUGCUAUGACAUCUUCAGAAUUAAAUGUUUGUGUACAUGUAUAUUUGCUAAGAUACAACAAUAUCCCAAAGAGACACAAACAACCACAUAGAUGCAAAGAAACACUAAAUUACCAGAAAAAGACAGAAAAAUACCUAAAUGAGACACAAAAUGACUUAAAAAAAGACAAAACCAUUACAAAGAGAUGCAAAGGAACUGCAAAGACACAACUAUACCCUGAAGAGACACAACCACAAGAGACGCAAGGGAAGUACAAAGACAUAAAACGACCCAAAAGAAACCACAAAUAUACCUCAGAGGGACACAAACAACCAUAUAGAGAUGCAAAGGAACUACAAAGUGACACAAAAUUACAAAAAAACCCACAUAUACCUCAAAGAGACACAAAAAAGACCACAAAGUAAUGCAAAAGAGCUAUAAAGAGACAACGCCCCCCAAAAAACAAAUCUACCUCGAAGACACAAAAAAUGACUACAAAGAGAUGCAAAAUGAACAAAAAAGAGAUGCAAAGGAACUACAAAGGGACACACGAUGAUAAAAAAGACGCAAAUAUACCCCAGAGACACAAAAAGACUACAAAGAGAUGCAAAGGAACUACAAAGGGACACAAGAUGAUAAAAAAGAUGCAAAUAUACCCCAGAGACACAAAAAGACUACAAAGAGAUGCAAAGGAGCUACAAAGAGAAAAAAAAAACAUCCAUGAAAGACAAAAGUGUACCUCAAAGAGACACAAAACUAUUGCAAAUCAAACAAAACAGGCAAAACUACCACAAAGUCUGUAUGUCUUCCUAUGUCGGAGAGGACAUUUUGCAUAUCUGUGUCCAGUGGCCCAUUGUCUCAUAAUCCGUCCAUGUUUAAAUCCUAUAAUUUACAAUAAGCCCAUAUUUAAACCUGUAAUAUAUUUUAAAACAGACACUUUAACACAGUAUGAGGAGGAAACAAGAGGGUAAAGUAGUCCUAAAUGUCACGUUUUUACUGUAGUGGAAUGAUACAUCAUACAGACUUACAUACAUACAUACUUCAUACAGACAGGUGACUCUACACCUGUCUGUGCAGAUAUGUUUGACUGUGAUAUGGAUUACUGCUUCCUGUUUGUUACUGUUUAAGGGUCAGUCUGACUCUGUCCCAGGACAAGGACAUCCACAGCUCUGUUUGAUGACAAACACUGCACAUGCUGAUGUUUUGAUUGGGACAUGUAGGGUGUGGAAGACCAGGGGAGGAUCAGGAUGAAACCUCAAACGCAAUUAUUAUUGGUAAAGGAGGAAUCAGGCCAUUUCCGGUCCCUAAAUGUAACAUGAACAAACCUGUGAAUACAUGUGAGGAAUCAGACCCUUUACAGACUGUAAUAAAGAUCUUUAUUUUCUUCUGACUUCACCUCUGAAAGUUGAUGUUUUCUUCACAACAUCACAAAACUGAGAGUGUCUCCAUAGAAGAAGUAGUUUCAGAGUAAGAUGGCUGUUAACCACAAAGUUACAGUCAUGAAAAAUUGAUGAAGCGGUCACUAUAAAUAACCAGACAUCCAGAUAAGCAUCGACGUCUGCUAUUGAUGGCUCCUCCCCCGCUACCUGUAAAUCUGCGAUGCCAUCUCCCGACAAAUGGAUGUGACAGGCGGCCGUCGGAGCCCCGGAGAGCGAGGAUGACUAAAUCCGCUCCUCGACACCAGAAACCAUCAUUUUUCAAACCCUAUUUCCUGAGAGGAUAUCGAUAAAGUGCGAGCUUUUAACGCGAGGAGCGCAUUCAACAGUGCGCGCUGCGGAGCUCAAGUAGCGGAGCUGCUGAAAGCUGCGCUGCUAAACAAGGUGGAGGAGUGAGUCAGUGCAUCGAGUGGAGAGGACAACACGUCUCUUUAAUAUAUUAAUAACACUUAUAGGGUUUUAUCAGUGAGGACUGUGGGGGACAUUUGAGUUUUUGGGGAGUUUAAAAGAAGAGAAUGUGAUUUUUACGCACAGAUCAAACGGAUGACGCGCAAUUCCAGCCAUGAACGCGCAUCGUGAGGCGCACGACUGAUAUCUAGAUUUCAAAGGAAGUUUUUAUCACUGUGCGUGUGUCUGCUGUCGACUCAACUUUUACGUCCUCGCUUUGGUGAAGCCAGAUGAGAAGGCAGAGGAGCGGAAGGCGGUUGACUUAACAUGGCUGAGCCGCUGGGGCAUCAGGGGGCGCUGGCCGGAGCUCCCCAAAGCGCCUGAAUCCCAGUUGAGUUGAUUUUGUUUUUUCUCUGUGGAGGUGGGGAGCUGGCAGGUGACCACAGGCCGAUAAUGUCGAAGAGGGAGAAAUUCAACCCGGACCCGUCCAUCCACAUAUCCAAGAUGAAUGUCAUCAUCCCGUUCUCACCAGAUGUGCCCUGUGACAGCAACGGCCAGCGGAUGUGGUGGGCUUUCCUCGCCUCCUCCAUGGUCACUUUCUUUGGGGGUCUCUUCAUAAUCCUCCUGUGGAGAACUCUCAAAUACCUGUGGACUGUGUGCUGCCACUGUAACGCCAAAAAGAAGGAGGUCCAUCGGAUCACCACAGGCGAUGGCAUCAAGCGCACCGAUAAGGACGACCCUGCGGCCAGCGAGGUGGGCUGGAUGACCUCGGUCAAAGACUGGGCUGGAGUCAUGAUAUCCGCUCAGACCCUGACAGGAAGAGUCCUGGUGGUGCUCGUAUUUGCUCUCAGCAUCGGAGCCCUUGUUAUAUACUUCAUAGAUUCUUCUGAUCCGAUCGAGUCCUGUCAGAACUUCUACAAAGACUUCACGUUGCAGAUUGACAUGGCGUUCAACGUGUUCUUCUUGCUGUACUUCGGCCUCCGUUUCAUUGCUGCCAAUGACAAGCUGUGGUUCUGGUUGGAGGUGAACUCGGUGGUGGACUUCUUCACGGUUCCUCCGGUGUUUGUGUCGGUGUACCUGAACAGGAGCUGGCUCGGCUUGAGGUUUUUAAGGGCCUUAAGGUUGAUACAGUUCUCAGAAAUUUUACAGUUUUUGAAUAUACUAAAGACAAGCAACUCAAUAAAGCUGGUGAACCUGUGUUCAAUCUUCAUAAGCACAUGGCUAACUGCAGCAGGAUUCAUUCAUUUGGUGGAGAACUCAGGGGAUCCUUGGGAAAACUUCCAAAAUUCCCAGGCACUUUCCUACUGGGAAUGUGUCUACUUACUCAUGGUUACUAUGUCCACUGUUGGCUAUGGAGACGUUUAUGCCAAAACCACCCUGGGCCGCCUGUUUAUGGUCUUCUUCAUCCUUGGUGGUUUGGCCAUGUUUGCGAGCUACGUCCCUGAAAUCAUAGAGUUAAUAGGAAACCGCAAGAAAUAUGGUGGUUCCUAUAGUGCGGUUAAUGGGAGAAAGCACAUCGUGGUCUGUGGUCAUAUAACACUUGAGAGUGUGUCCAACUUUCUAAAAGACUUCCUACACAAGGACAGGGAUGAUGUCAAUGUAGAAAUUGUUUUUCUCCAUAAUAUUUCCCCUAAUCUUGAGCUGGAAGCCUUGUUCAAGCGUCACUUCACUCAGGUGGAGUUUUACCAAGGGUCUGUCCUGAACCCACACGACCUGGCCAGAGUCAAGAUUGAAUCAGCUGAUGCCUGCUUGAUUUUAGCCAACAAAUACUGUGCUGACCCCGAUGCUGAGGAUGCAUCCAACAUCAUGAGAGUAAUAUCGAUCAAGAACUACCAUCCGAAGAUCAGAAUUAUCACUCAGAUGUUGCAGUAUCACAAUAAGGCCCACCUUUUGAACAUCCCGAGCUGGAACUGGAAGGAGGGAGAUGACGCUAUUUGCCUUGCGGAGCUGAAGCUGGGCUUCAUCGCUCAGAGCUGCCUGGCUCAGGGCCUCUCCACCAUGCUGGCCAACCUUUUCUCCAUGCGGUCCUUUAUCAAGAUUGAGGAGGACACAUGGCAGAAGUAUUACCUAGAAGGAGUAGCCAAUGAGAUGUACACGGAGUACCUGUCCAGUGCCUUUGUGGGCAUGUCCUUCCCUGUUAUUUGCGAACUCUGCUACGUGAAGCUAAAGCUGCUGCUGAUAGCGAUAGAGUACAAGUCUGAUCAAAGGGAGUGCAGCACCCUGAUAAACCCUGGAAACCACGUGAAAAUGCAGGAGGGGACACUUGGCUUCUUCAUCGCCAGCGAUGCCAAAGAAGUAAAGAGGGCACUGUUUUACUGUAAAGCCUGCCACGAUGACAUCACCGAUCCUAAAAGGAUAAAGAAAUGUGGAUGCAAGAAAUCCAAGACGCCCGCCUACAAGAAAAUGAGACUGGCAUGUUGUUUUGAUUGCGGCCGCUCAGAGCGGGACUGCUCUUGCAUGCCGGUUAAUGUGCGUUGUAACAUGGACUCCCCUCAACGCGACAUCCCACUCUCUGCUGUCUCUGUUAAUGAUUGCUCAGCCACUUUACGUGCCUCUAAAAAUAGCUAUAAUGGAUAUAUCAAAUCAACAGUAAACGACGGUCCCCUAACCCAGUCACCGCCUUAUCAGUACAAGUCAGCUAAACUGAACCACAACUCAGCCAGCGAGGUCUGUAGGGGGCCCCGUAGCAGAAUCGUGUCGGUCCCUCUGGUAAACAACCGCAAGGGAAGCCUGCUGCCCCCCGCUGAGCCCUCCGCUCUGAGACUGAGCUUCAUGGGCUCUGGGGACCUGGGCCAGGUGGGCCGGCUACCAGGGGUGCCAGAAGAGGCAAGCCGGCUCCAGCGGGCACGCAGCCUUCCGGUGAAAUACAGAUACCACCCCAGUCACUCCAAUAAUGCCACGCUCAGUCACAGGCACUUGCCUUUUGUUGCAGUUGAAGAGGACCAACAGUCUGCAUUGUCGCCUAAAAAAAAGCAACGUAACGGAGGCAUGAGAAAUUCUCCAAACUCCUCACCCAAGAUAAUGAGACACGACCCACUCCUCAUCCCGGGAAAUGAGCAGAUUGAGAGCAUGGACGAGAACGUAAAGAAAUACGACUCCACGGGGAUGUUUCACUGGUGCCCGUCCAAAGACAUCGAGAAGGUCAUCUUGACCCGGAGUGAGGCAGCCAUGACUGUUCUGAGUGGUCACGUGGUCGUGUGCAUAUUUGGAGAUGUGAAAUCAGCAUUGAUCGGACUCCGAAACUUCGUCAUGCCUCUGAGAGCGAGCAACUUUCACUACCAUGAGCUAAAGCACAUUGUGUUUGUCGGCUCACUUGAGUAUCUGAAGCGGGAGUGGGAGACUCUCCACAAUUUCCCAAAGGUCUCCAUUUUACCUGGCACACCGUUGAGUCGGGCAGAUCUGAGGGCUGUCAACAUCAACCUCUGCGACAUGUGUGUCAUUCUGUCAGCCAAUCAGAACAAUAUUGACGACGCAUCACUGCAGGACAAAGAAUGCAUCUUGGCGUCACUCAACAUCAAAUCCAUGCUGUUUGACGACAGCAUCGGGGUCUUGCAGGCUAAUUCCCAAGGCUUUACACCCCCAGGGAUGGAUAGAUCGUCUCCUGAAAACAGCCCAGUCCAUGGAUUAGUGCGGCAGACUUCUGUCACAACUGGAGCAAAUAUUCCCAUCAUAACAGAGCUAGUGAAUGACUCCAAUGUUCAGUUCCUGGACCAAGAUGAUGAUGACGACCCUGACACAGAGUUAUACCUCACUCAGCCUUUUGCCUGUGGGACAGCCUUCGCCGUCAGUGUGCUGGAUUCCUUAAUGAGUGCUACAUACUUCAAUGAUAAUAUCCUCACCUUGAUCCGGACGUUGGUAACAGGCGGGGCGACGCCGGAGCUGGAGGGGCUGCUGGCAGAGGAGAAUGCAUUACGGGGCGGCUACAGCACGCCACAGACACUGGCGAACAGGGACAGGUGUCGCGUGGCACAGCUGGCCUUGUACGACGGGCCCUUCGCCGACCUCGGGGAUGGUGGCUGUUAUGGUGACCUGUUUUGUAAAGCCCUGAAAACAUACAACAUGUUGUGCUUUGGCAUCUAUCGGUUACGAGACGCACAUCUAAACGCACAAAGCCAAUGUACCAAACGGUACGUCAUAACCAAUCCACCAUAUGCGUUUGAGCUGGUGCCCUCAGACCUGAUAUUCUGCCUGAUGCAGUUUGACCACAAUGCGGGCCAGUCUCGAACCAGCCUCUCCCACUCUUCCCAUUCGUCCCAUUCCUCCAGCAAAAAGAGCUCCUCCGUCCACUCUAUCCCAACCACCAACCGCACCAACCGCGCCAAAAGCAGGGACUCACGAGACAAACAAAAUGCAACAAGGAUGAGUAGAGUGGGCCAAGAAAAGACAUGGUUUACAGAUGAGCCAGAGAAUACCCACCUGAGGACCAUACAGAUCAAGCCUGUGAAUACGCUUGCCAUCAACCAAGUCAGUCAGUGUAAAUCCACAAGCAGCUUGAUCCCACCCAUCAGAGAAGCAGAAGACGAGUGCUGAGCUCCGGACCCGCGCUGACACCUGGACGCUCCCAGAAGACUCAUCGUGUAGGUGUCAGACUGGGAUUUGGGUUAUCUUCUCAUCUGCAAACAUAAAUCAAUCGACAUGAGAUGAGACGGACACAAACUGCUUUCCUCAUUCACCUCUGCAGCACGCUUACCUUACAGGCAGAUUUAGGAUCAUACAUGUAAAAUACAUGAAGACAAUCACAGUCAAAUGUUGCAGCCACUCAACUAUUAGUUUGCACAGCGAAUCUUUAGUUGUGACCAGACUCCAUGACUUUUUUGUUCCAUUUUGGGGAAUGAGGGUCACUUGAAGGAGAACGGCAAUUUAAAAAAAAGACUACCGCUACUAAAAAGAGGUGAUUACUAUAACUGGAUCAAGUUUUGCAAUUGUAAAAGUUGCCUUUUUAGCUGUUGAUGAACAACUACUACUACUACUACUACUACUACUGCAUUUACUUUACCCAGUGUUGCAGAGUUACUCUGUACAGUAUGUUAAAAUGUGUAUUUUACAUCCAGCUGCGAUCCCACCACAAUGGCAUUGUUAGUGACUGACUCUCAGUGAUUCCUUUGCCAUUUGGAGCUAAUUCACAACAUUUGUGACAGUUAAGACGGCCAGCGUCCAUGUGUAAAUGGCAUUUGGCUCCAGCCUUAUCUCUAUCCAUUUAUAUUUGUCUUAUCUUUGCCUUUUUGAGUCGUUUGUUAUAACUGUUUUAAUGUUGCUGUAUGGUUGCAAUGUCCAAAACCCCAGAAAUCGUAUUAAGUAAAGCUUUUAAGUAACUGCAGAAUUUCUCCAGGGGUAAAAUGUAAGGAAUAUUAUUCUUUUCUUCUGUUCUUUUUUUUUUUUUUUUAAAUAGCCAAAUAUGAUAGAGCUGUUUUGUUGUUGACAUUAGAAUAUAUCCAAAAGUCUCACACAGUUCAUGAUAUCAGAGAUACUCAUUUACUUAAGACACAAUAAACAGCAAAGCUAAAUGCUGUGGUAUAGCAUGGCUCAUUAUGAUAAGUCUAUAGUUGAAUGUAAAAGCCACAUAUCGCAUAAAGUGGGCAUAUGUAAGUCCUCCUUUGGCUGUAAGCACUGCCUGACACAGGAUUGUCUUGGAGGCCAUUACGCACUUACAUGUACUCCAUGACCAAUCUUAAUGCCAUAAUCAGACAUGGUUUUUUUGUAGAUACACAAUAAACAGCUCUAUCAUAAAAAAGUUAUUUUGGCUAUUUAAGUGUUCGGAUAGAUUAUUUUCUGUCCAUUACAUAUCUGACGAAUUCAUAAAACAAACACAUCCAAUGAAGCACAGAUCAUUUGUUUCGUUUUGUACAUGCAUGAGUCCAGAACGCAGAGUUAAGUGUGGUUUAUUAAUCUUGUCUUGUCUUAUUUAAAUUACAAACUAUAUUGGCACUGUUGUCACUUUACUUCACAAUCAAUAAAGGGGGAAAAAAAGUUAAAAGAAACAACGACGCAAGCUUAUUCCACAGAGGACUCAUGUUGAAUGUGAACAGAGAGAGGUUGUGACAUUUUUACUGGCACAGAGAACAUCCAAACCAUCCAACCCUCAGUGCCAGUAAUGUGCCAGGCAGUGCUGAAGCCAACGGAGGACUCCAGAAGACCCACUGCUGCGAAAAGAGGCUUCUAGUUUAGCUGAAUUUAAGCAAGUUUGCUUUUGCUGUGAGACUGAGAAAUGUACUUUCCUCUUUGCUCAAAGACCAUUCUUUUUAAAACAAGUCUUUUUAUUUCUUGAUAUGAGGUGGUACUUCCCUGGAGAUAACUAGAACUGUAGUAAAUAAUUUGAAGUCUUAAAACUAUUUUUCAUUGAUCCAUCGUCAACAGCAGAGCCUGAUUCAUUUUAUGUACUCUUCAAAGAAAUCUGUAAAGCUUAAUGUAAAAUAUUUCUUUCUAGUGUGUUCUUGUUUGACAGUACCUGUGGGGUUGAGAGACAUUCAGCAUUGCAGUCUAGUUUGUAUUAUUUCUGUGAAUUUCUUUUUAGCACAUUGACUUGUGGAUACAAUGACAGUGCUAAGUUGAUAUUUCUGACUAUGUCAUAAUACCCAAUAAUUAAUACAGUUUAUUGUCUUGUACAAAUAGGCUUGUACAUAAAUUGUACAUGAUUUCAUUUUGUAUUUUCACAAAUUAA
Molecule: messenger RNA, 8736 nt
Organism: Epinephelus moara (kelp grouper)
Lineage: Eukaryota; Metazoa; Chordata; Actinopteri; Perciformes; Serranidae
Product: calcium-activated potassium channel subunit alpha-1
Exons: 32
Coding region: 2532-6608 (1358 amino acids)
Biological process (GO): potassium ion transport; transmembrane transport
Cellular component (GO): postsynaptic membrane
Molecular function (GO): large conductance calcium-activated potassium channel activity
Source: RefSeq, a predicted model, not a curated record